Talaromyces marneffei is the source of this 1281-nucleotide messenger RNA. RefSeq lists its product as uncharacterized. Bases 1 to 1281 code for a protein of 426 amino acids. Lineage: Eukaryota; Fungi; Ascomycota; Eurotiomycetes; Eurotiales; Trichocomaceae. The transcript has 6 exons. Gene Ontology annotation, cellular component: nucleus; cytoplasm. Gene Ontology annotation, biological process: protein neddylation. The record is from RefSeq and is a predicted model, not a curated record. Gene Ontology annotation, molecular function: NEDD8 activating enzyme activity.
AUGCCUUCUCUUGAAGCGACUGCAGAUUCUUCAAGUGCAAGAUGGAGACACUUAUACAAGGCCUUGAGCAAGCCGGGUCCGUUCAGUGACGAAGAUUGGGUGCCAGGAUCAGAGACAAUCGAUGCACUUGAAAGCUCUAAGAUUCUUGUUAUCGGCGCCGGAGGUCUAGGAUGUGAGAUAUUGAAGAAUCUCGCCCUUUCUGGAUUCAAGGAUAUUCAUGUUAUUGACAUGGAUACAAUCGAUAUUUCUAACCUCAACCGCCAAUUCCUAUUCCGUCAAUCAGAUGUAGGAAAGCCCAAAGCUGAGGUCGCAGCGGCAUUCGUCCAAAAACGUGUCAAGGGUGUUAAAAUCACGCCUUAUGUCGGAAAGAUUCAAGAUAAGGAUGAGGACUACUACAUGCAGUUCAAGAUUAUUGUCUGCGGGUUGGACAGUAUCGAAGCACGUCGAUGGAUCAACUCGACGCUUGUCGGCAUGGUCGACCCCGAAAACCCAGAGAGUCUGAAACCUUUGAUUGAUGGUGGUACAGAGGGUUUCAAAGGACAGGCCCGUGUCAUCCUUCCCACACUCACAUCAUGCAUUGAAUGCCAACUCGAUAUGCACGCCCCCAGAGCAGCUGUACCACUAUGCACAAUUGCAACCAUUCCCCGACAACCGCAGCACUGUAUCGAAUGGGCCCAUCAAAUUGCAUGGCAGGAAAAGAGAAAAGAUGAACCUUUUGAUAGCGACGACCUUGACCAUAUAUCCUGGAUCUAUCAACACGCAUUGGAGCGCGCAAAGCAAUUCUCCAUUCCCGGAGUUACCUUCCAACUGACACAAGGUGUUGUGAAGAACAUCAUUCCCGCCAUCGCAUCGACUAAUGCCGUUGUUGCUGCAUCCACAACCUCCGAAGCUUUGAAGAUUGCUACUUCAUGCAAUCCAUACCUGGACAAUUACAUGAUGUACGCUGGCGAGGAAGGCGUAUACACAUACACUUUUACAGCAGAACAGAAGCCAGACUGCCCUGUCUGCGGUAACCUGGCGCGCACGAUCCAUGUUAACCCAGAAAUCACCCUAGAAGAGUUUAUAGAAAGUCUCGGCGAGCGAGCCGAGGCGCAGCUCAAGAAGCCUAGCUUGCGAUCGGAGGAGAAGACACUAUAUCAACGAUUCCCGCCGCAAUUAGAAGAGCAGACACGACCUAAUCUACGGAUGAAGUUGAAAGACCUGGUAUCUGAUGGGCAGGAGGUUGCUGUGAGCGACCCUGCAUUCACCAUUGAUUUCCGGUACAAGCUUGUUUUUUCAUGA